This is a messenger RNA of Miniopterus natalensis, 704 nucleotides long. RefSeq names its product thioredoxin like 4A (gene TXNL4A). Gene Ontology annotation, biological process: mRNA splicing, via spliceosome. The record is from RefSeq and is a predicted model, not a curated record. Lineage: Eukaryota; Metazoa; Chordata; Mammalia; Chiroptera; Miniopteridae. Gene Ontology annotation, cellular component: U4/U6 x U5 tri-snRNP complex; U5 snRNP; spliceosomal complex.
CGCGCCGCCGAGUCGCCCUCUCUCGCUCGGCCGGUCGGCGGGAGGUUUAAAAGCUGCAUCCAUUCGCUCUGCUCAAGCCUUAAAUUUUAAUGUGCGGCAAAGGAAGAGAAGACGUAGGGUUGACCUCGGGUGAGGACCAGCUCCCCGAAAUUGCAACCAAAAUGGCAGAUAAUGGGGGAUCUUCCUCAUCUUGUUACGAGCCCUGUUUGGAUACCCCAGCUGUUUUAAAGUAAAAAAUUUUGCAGUUAUUUAUCUUGUGGAUAUUACAGAAGUACCUGACUUCAACAAGAUGUAUGAGCUGUAUGAUCCGUGCACGGUCAUGUUUUUCUUCAGGAACAAGCACAUCAUGAUCGAUCUGGGCACCGGCAACAACAACAAGAUCAACUGGGCCAUGGAGGACAAGCAGGAGAUGAUCGACAUCAUUGAGACCGUGUACCGGGGCGCCCGCAAAGGCCGGGGCCUGGUCGUGUCCCCGAAGGACUACUCCACCAAGUACCGAUACUGAGCCCGUCACUGGUGCAGGGGGUGGGUUUGCGGGCAUCACUUUCACCUGGAGAUGCUGUGGACUCUGAGGCCUUGAGUCUGGGGAAGGACGGAAGGCUGCUCAGACUCACUCGGAGUUGGCCCUGCUGCUGGACUUUUAUAUUUUCAAGUAUCUGUAAAUAUCUAGCUGAAGUGAACAAAUACACGAGGAUGGGGACGUC